AUGUUUGCCGUUGUUACGGUUAACAAUACUCUUUCAUCAUCAAGCACUACGACACAACGACCUAGUGUGGUGAUAAAUUUCUUGUAUAAGCUAACUGAAAUAGCAGCCUAUACUUCGGUUAUUUUCAACGAUUUUUAUCAAAUUAUUUCGGCUGGUGACAAAAUUAAGCAAGAGGUAGAAAAGAAUGACAGAAUUUCUAAAAGGAUAAAUAAUCGAUAUCCUAGUAUCGAUAUGUUGCAAAUCAGCGUCGAUGAUUCGAAUGAUCCUGAUGUUUAA
Messenger RNA from Racocetra persica, 276 nucleotides. Lineage: Eukaryota; Fungi; Glomeromycota; Glomeromycetes; Diversisporales; Gigasporaceae. The record is from the annotation of a GenBank genome assembly.